Musca vetustissima is the source of this 1926-nucleotide messenger RNA. RefSeq names its product nose resistant to fluoxetine protein 6-like. The record is from RefSeq and is a predicted model, not a curated record. The transcript has 10 exons. Lineage: Eukaryota; Metazoa; Arthropoda; Insecta; Diptera; Muscidae. Gene Ontology annotation, molecular function: acyltransferase activity, transferring groups other than amino-acyl groups. The coding region runs from base 1 to 1926 and encodes 641 amino acids.
AUGCCUCCUCUGAAUGAUUUUGAUGAUUAUGAUCGCUGCCUACAAGAAUUUACAGAUGAGUCGUUGUAUUGCUUUGUACGUGCCGAUGUUGAGGCCCAACCUAAUGCUGAAGCGUGGCAAGCAAUAAAAAAUGUUACACAGUACAGCAAGCAUCAUUUUGAUCAUGGCCAUUUAUAUUUUGGCAUCUGUGUAAAAUGGUGUCAAUCACAAAUUGAUGCCAUGCCCAAAAAUGAGACUGAUGACUUGUUUGAAGGAAUUCUUAACAAUAAUAAAGUUGUCAACACAUAUUUGAAUCUCUUCGAAUCCGAGGAGGGUAAUCGACAACUUUACAACAAACUAAUGAAUCAAUGUGUCAAUUUACGUUUAAAAAGAUACGAUUUGACAGCGUUAAGUGCUAUUGAAUAUUGUGAUAGUCGCAAUCAAAAUAAUAAUGAAAAGGCAUUUAGUCAUGAUCGCUGGAAUAUUGCAUUCUACAUUGUUAUUUGCACCCUUGUACUUCUGGUGACAUGCAGUAGUUUUUAUGAUUUAUAUUUGAAACAUAAAAAUAGAGAUAAAUUCCUUACCGAUGUGGAUCACUACAAGAAAUCGCCAGGUCAUGUAGUUCAAAAACUUGGUGUUGGCUUUUCCAUUGCUCGUAACUGGUAUCGGCUGAGUCAGGAACCUAAUGGAAAAAUUGGACGAGAUUUACGUUUCUUGGAUUGUAUGAAAUUUUUUGCCAUGUUUUUAGUGGUAUAUGCCCACACCAAUUGGAUUGCAUUUGAGAGUGCGCUUAGUGAUCCACAAGAUAUAGAGGAGCUGUUGCAUACAGUGGCCGGCAGUGUACUGGUCGGUGGUCUCUUAAUAGUUUUAGCCUUUUUUGUUAUAAGCGGAUUUCUAUUUGCCCUGAAUUGGUUAGCUGUGACCAGAGAUCGAAAGGAAAUGAGCGGCGUCGAAUAUUUGUUAACAUUUUUAAAAUUCAAUAUUUUUCGAUAUUUAAGGCUUACUAUUUUAUACGGAUUCUUUAUACUAUUAAGUGGUGUUUAUUUUCCCAAUGCCGGUGGUCCUAUAUAUCGCCAUCUUGUGGAACGUGAAACAUUGGCUUGUCGCAAAAAUUGGUGGACAAAUUUAUUAUAUGUAAAUAAUUACAUAAAGAGAGAUGAAAGGUGUAUGCUGCAAGGUUGGUACUUGGCUUCUGACACCCAAUCCUUUGUAUUCAGUUUACUUUUAUUAAUAUUGGCUCACAAAUUUCCUAAAUUACGAAACUGGAUAUUUGCUGUAACAAUAGCAGUUUUCGUGGCCAUUUCAGGUGUUCUGACUUACACAAAUAAAUUUCUGGCUUUAACUGUACCAGCACCACAAUCCCAACGUGAUUCGUUUAUGCACAAUAAGCAAUUUAAUGAAUCCUAUACACCAUUUCAUAUGAAUUUUGGAUCCUAUUUCUUUGGUGUUCUGGCGGCCUUAAUCUAUGACCAUAUCUCUUCGCGGGAUAUAAAACUAAGGCAAAAUAAAUAUUUCAAUAUAUUUUUCUUUGCUUUAAUACCGGCAGGAAUUUUUUGGAUGUUAUCAGGUCACUUAUUCUUCCAAUAUUACAAUGAUGAACGGACUCGUGUGCUGUCCAGUAUUUAUGCGGCAUUCCAUAGGAAUUUUUGGGGUCUUGGUACGGCUAUUUUUAUUAUUGGCAUGUCGGCAAAAUGUGGUUGGAUCUUUAGACGUUUUUGCUGCCUACCAGUGUUUCGCAUUUUAGGACGUUUAACAUAUGGUGCCUAUUUGAGUCAUGUACUAAUAGCCCGGGUAGUAAUUGGUACUAUACGUUAUCCAAUUUAUUUUGGAAGUGGUUUUAUGUUUAUGUUUCUUGUAUUCGAUAUGGUCUCUGCGUAUUUUGUGUCACUUAUUAUGGCUAUAGGAAUCGAAUUGCCAGUAACGUCGUAUUUAAAAAUGUUAAGAUAA